This is a messenger RNA of Cydia pomonella (codling moth), 2867 nucleotides long. RefSeq lists its product as uncharacterized. The record is from RefSeq and is a predicted model, not a curated record. The transcript is spliced from 2 exons. Lineage: Eukaryota; Metazoa; Arthropoda; Insecta; Lepidoptera; Tortricidae. Bases 440 to 1813 code for a protein of 457 amino acids.
ACCGAGCAUUGCCCGGAAAACUUAUAAAAACUCAAAAAUGCGCGUUUUCCCAGAGUUAAGAUUCGAUUUUUCUCCUCCGAAAACCUCUAUAUAGCAAAUGCAGUCUAAAUCGUUAACAUUACUAUUACUAAUGAAUAUUACCAAUCAUUGUAAUAAAAAAGUUCACAUUAUUUAUUCAAUGUGACAAUGAUACUUACCUGCUUGCUUUGUGCAAUAAAGUGAUUAUUCAAUUAAAAAAACCUAUGAGUCACACACAGUUAAAUCGGCGCACCGUAAUUUGUCGAGCGCCCAUCAGACCCGCGGCCGCCGCGGCAGCGGGGGGAGGUCAGCCGAGUACCGGGCGUCGGCAGCGGCAACGUCGCGUCGGCCAUUUUAACUUGGUUGUGCGUCGCUUACGGGCGUAGUGACGUUGGACUCGUUGAAGUUAUAAGUGAUAAAAAUGGCAGCAGAAAUGACGUUGGAACUAUUUGAAAAGCAUUUAUCUGAUUUAAAAAAAGAGGAUAUACAGAAAAAAAUGGAUAUUGCCAGGAAUGUAAGCGAACAAUGUGAACUAUACAGACAAAUUGGGAAAGAUAGCACUCCUCCCUUAAUUAAGUGCCACAACCUUACUGGAGUACCCAUAGAAACUUUAAAGGCUGUAAAUUCACUCGAGAAGAAGUCAAUAAAGUUUGAAGAUUGGUUAAAAGAACAAAAGCUAAUGCCACAAUCCUAUAAUUUCGAGUACAACAGCAUACGGCAACUACUGUUAACUAACUAUACGCAACUCCUGGAAAUACCAACAGGAAUAAAAGAUAGUAAAGACUACGACUUCAGUUAUAAGAAGUUUUUCACUCUAGUACAGCUACCAGGAACAAAGGCUUCCAUCAUAGUCGAAAAACCAGAAACAUUCAUGGAGAGACAGAGGUUUUUAUACACAAAGAUGAUGUAUAGGGAACAAAAGAAAAACAUAGUGUACAUAGGCAAGAUAAACCUGCUCCUAAACCAUGGUAAAUUCAGUUACAAAGAAGACAACGUUCAAUCAAAAACUCGGUUUAUCAUAGCAGCUUCGCAAAAGUUUGGUUACUUGGGCUAUAUUUAUUGUUGCGGUACUGGCGAAGAGUAUAUGACGAAUUGGAUAGAAGAGAAAAUUUUACCCCAACUGUCAGAGGAAAGCGUAAUAAUUUUCCAAGAAAACGUUUUAAAUAACGACGAAGAUAAAGUUGUUAGUGACCUGUCGAAGGAGCACAUUAUAAACUGGUUAAACGCUAACGAAAUCCCUCAUGAUCCUAAAAUGCACCGAGCAGAAUUGUAUAAACUUGUAAAGACAAUACAAAAAAGUCGCGUCGAGAAAGUGUCGCCAGCAGAACUGAGUUUUAGAGCAAAGGGCCAUAUUACAAUAAGGAAGAAGAGGUGCAAUUUAAACAACAACUUUUUUGAUCCUUUUUGGGGCUUACUUAUACAUGAGAUGAACCACGCUACGACAAUGCCAGUAAUAAAAACAACAAUGAAGCAGCAUCAGCAAGAUAUAACUAAAACAUUAAAUAUAAUCGUGCAAAAUUGUCCGCUUGAAUAUUGGAACACUUUUGGUAAUACAUUGCUAGACAAAGAAAGAAAUAUCUAUAGAGAAGACUUAGAAAUGGAGCAUGUGAUAGAUAAACUGAUGACUAUGGUAAAACAUGAAGGAUUGCCGAAAGAAUGGGAGACAAAUUCAAAGCUAUAUGAAUAUAGUAGAGCAGCGGAGCAGAAAUAUAUACUUCUUUCCGAUAAUCUAUUACAAUUGUUUGCAAAUAUGCAAACAUCGAAACAUUACAAAACAUUAAAUAUAUUUAAAUAAUAAUUACAUUUUUUUUUCACACACAUACAGCACAUAGUCUCUUACCUCAACCGGGAUAAGUGAAUGUAUGGGAUUAUUGCGUCUAUUGUUCUUUUUUAAACAACGCGAAUUAAAAGAGCUUAUGGCAUCAAGUGAUAAAAACCCGACUACUCAUUCGAGAAAUAAAUAACAGACACAAUUAUCCUAUAGUUGCAUUUACCCCGUUUGGCCUUAUCAUACUCUGAUCUUAUUGGCCAUUUAUUGUUAAUAACACAUACGUUUUUGUUAGUAAUUAGAAACCUUAUAGAAUAUUCAAAUAUCUUGAGCUUUCAUGUUGGCAUUAUGCUGAGUCGGGAUCUUUUCGUGGUAAACAGAAAUACAUACAUAUUAUGUUUCAUAUCUAUGUUACAGUCUCAUAGGUUUGUAUGAAAUAGUAAAUUAGUUUAUUGUUUUAUUUCAGAUCAAGUUUUAUUUCCUGUUUGGGCGAUUUAAGUGUCCAUAUGUGUAUAGAUAUUAAAUCCGAUGUAUCGUAAUCCGGCGGUCGUGAUGUCGCAUCACUAAUAGCGUGCGUUUUGCAUCGGCUUACUAGUGAUGUGCCUGUUUCAUCGAAUCGAUAUGCAGGUGUUUUGAGUGCGAACGGAAUUAUUGUAAUCUGAGUGUUUUUGCGCGGAUUUAACGUUGUUAAUAUGUAUUUUAACAUUUUUGAUAAGUUCGUUUGUUGUCUGAUUAAAUCUGAUGAUAGGUAAUUUAAUAUAAUUUUAAAUAAUUUGAUUGUUACAACUAACACCAAAAAUUUUAUUUGAUGAGAUGGAAAGUCGAUAUUUGAACUAUAAUUUUAACAUCUAGUUUACAUGCUUAUGAAAGAUCUUUAAAUAUUUUAUUUUUCACAACACCAGCUCGUAAAGGCUGUCUUUAUUCUUAAAAAAACGGAUGAGAAAAAUGCAUUUUACCUACAAGAGUGACAAAGUUAUUUGAUGCUAAUGUUAAGUUGUUUCCUUAUGCUGGCUGGUAAAAUCGACUUUUAAGUGAUGUUUUUGAAUGAUAAAUAUUUAAAAGCGUUUAUUUGAAUUCCAUU